AUGUCUUAUCCACCACGUAACCCUACUUCACAUCCCAUUUCGCAUGUCAGUGCAGCUGCUGGUUCUUCAAGUGGUGCCAAAAGAAGGAACGUGCCGGAAUCACCCCCCAUAAUUCAGCAAAUUAGGAAGAGACGACCUGCCAUUAAUGAUCGAAAUCUUCCAGCACAGAUAGAAGGACUUGUGCCAGAAUCUAGACUAUACACAGAACUGCAAAACUUUGAAAAAAGAUUAGAUGCAACUAUCAUGAGAAAACGACUAGAAAACCAAGAAGCAAUUGCUACAAGGCCCAUGAAGUCUAAGCGAAUUCUCCGAGUAUUCGUGUCAAACACCGCAACGAAUCAGAAUAUUCAAGAUGAAGAAGAAUCAGAGCUUGAUUUCCAGGCUGGAAGCAUUCCAUCUUGGACUCUAAGAAUCGAAGGAAGAUUGUUGGACCUUCCAUAUUCGGCAGCAAGAAGUCGAACAACAAAAAAGUUCUCUUCGUUCUUUAAAUCAAUUAUUGUUGAACUGGAACGAAACCCCGAUCUAUACCCUGAAGGAAAUACAAUGGAGUGGACACGAAAUACAUCAACCCAAGAAUGUGAUGGUUUUGAAAUAAAACGUAAAGGAGAUCAAAACGUCAAGGCUAAAAUACUUUUAACUUUGGAAAAUCGACCUGAAAGAUAUAAAUUAACGUCAGCGUUUGCGGAUUUAUUGGACAUAAAAGAAGAAACAAAGUCAGGGAUAAUCAAAGCCAUGUGGCAGUAUGUUAAGAUUAACAAAUUACAAGAUCCGGAUAAUCAGAGAAUCAUUAAUUGUGAUAAACAUCUUGAAGCGAUCUUUAAGAAAGAUAAAAUAGCUUUUCCAGAGCUCCCCGAAUUAUUAAAUCAACAUUUGGAUCCUGUUGAUGCUAUUGAAAUUGAAUACACAAUCAGAGUCGACAAAAGUUUCCACACUUCAAGAUUUGCAUAUGAUAUUGAGGUAGAAGUGGAUGAUAUUUUGAGACAAAGAAUGAUUAACGCGAUUGAGAAUACUAAUCAUCAUAGAGAAAUACAAGAAUUGGAUGAAAAGAUCAUGCAAUGUGUGCAGAGUAUAAAUAACUCCAAGACAAAGCGUGAUUUCAUGAUGCAAUUUGCUCGAUCGCCGGCUGAAUUUAUUCAGAAAUGGAUUGCUAGUCAAAGUCGGGACUUGGAGAUUAUAUUAGGUGAGACUCGAGCAAAUCUUGAAGAACAACGUCAGGCUGACUUCUUUAAACAACCUUGGACACAUGAUGCUGCCUUUCAUUAUAUGGCUUCAAUGACUCAGCGCAAGAUGCACGAAUUAUUAGGAAGAGGUGCAUCCGUCAAUAAUCCUGGUGUUCGUCUAGAAUCUCAUUGUUGUUCUAUCAUGGAAGAUCAUUCGGAAAAAUCAGAAUCACAACAAACCACUGUUACAACACCUAUCGGAAUACCCAAAACACGGAUAAACCAGCACAAGUUCUCCUCUUCACAUGAACUCACCAAUACCCAGCAACAGACUCACGCGACGAACCUAUCCCCACCACUUUUACCAAGUACUAAUAAUAGCUCCUCUUCACGUUCCUCACCAGAGAUAAUAUAUCCGGAUCGCGAAUUCACGCUAAUGGGCUCCGAAAACGGAGACUCGACGUUCUACCAGCAAUUAGCUAUUAAUGUGGACAAGCCUGUGGGAAGCAUGUCUAUCUCGCCCUCUUGUCGAGAUGUAGUUCUUGCCGCGAGGAAAGGUCUAUUCAUAAUCGACCUUGAGAAUCCCUUUGAUCCUCCACGCGUUCUCAAUCACUUAACAAAAUGGGAGGUGGCUGAUGUACAAUGGAAUCCGCAUCAGGCUCGAGACACGUGGGUUGCAUCCACUUCGAAUCAAAAAGCCCUUAUAUGGGACUUGGAAUACUCAACAAAUCGCGUUGUCAAACAUAUACUGCAUAGCCAUACACGCGCGAUCAGUGAUAUAAAUUGGCACCCAUUUAAUCCUGAUCAAUUAGCCACCUGUUCCGUGGACACUUUUAUUCAUUUGUGGGAUUUACGUGAACCAAAGAAACCUAUAAUUUCUUUUUGCGCUUGGACUGCUGGUGCAACUCAAGUAAAAUUCAAUAAGCAAAAUGAGUAUUUGCUGGCUUCUUCGCAUGAUACAGAUCUGAAAAUAUGGGAUAUUCGGUGCGGAUCUCUUGCUAUAAAAAAUAUCAAAGCACAUACAACUAAAAUUUAUGGUAUCGAUUGGAGCAGAAAGAAUGAUACCGAUAUAAUAACGUGUAGCUUAGAUAAGCUAGUUAAGGUUUGGAAUAUUAACGAACCCGAAGAAUGUCAACUAGUUAUUAAAACAAAUUCACCUGUUUGGCGUGCAAGGCACACACCGGUUGGUCAUGGUAUAUUGACAAUGCCACAGAGAUCAGAAAACACGCUCUAUCUUUGGAAUCGAGAGAAACCAAAGACACCGGUAUAUGAAUUCAAAGGUCAUACUGAUGUAGUUAAAGAAUUUGUAUGGAGAAUCAAAGGUGGAGGUGAUCCCGAAGUUGGUGAUUAUCGUCUUCUUCAAAAUAAUCGCGAAGUCCAGUUAAUCACAUGGUCAAAAGAUCAAACAUUGCGAUUAUGGCCAAUAAAUGAUGCUCAAUUGAAGUCAAUAGGAUAUGUAAGAGGCAAAGCGAGAUUACCCUCAAAACAUCAAUCAAGCAUCGACCAUUCCAACUUCACCUUCCGUGAUCCUCCACGAGCAGAUUCACAUUCCACUUCCCCAACUUUAACUCCGUCAGCCGCCGUUUCCACAUUACGUGCCAUUGCUGGCAAUCGAAUUACUACAACGGCGCCGAUGCGUCCAUCAGGGGCUUCCGUUGGAGGCGCAACAGGCAUUACAAAUUACAUGAAUUCUCCGGCUGGCGUUUAUCCUGGGCGUCGUUCACUAUCACCCGUUUUAUGGAUGCAGGGAAUGAAAAUGGCAAAACCUAGUGGUAAAAUUGAUGAUGAUACUCCAAAGGAGUUUGUGCAAGAAAUUAAGUCGGUUGUGAGUAAAUACAAAGAUGUGAAACUUGAAAAGAUAGCAACUACAAAUCGAACAUGUACAAUCAGCCUUCAUACACAUGGACCUUGGUCUGUUAGCGGUGUUUCUUUUCUGCGCAUAAUCAUAACCUUCCCUUUACAAUAUCCUGAUAAAAUUCCACCGAAAUUCGAUAUUCAAAAAACUGGAAUGAUUUCUAUAAUGAAUAGAACUCGUAUUUCGCAGAUUUUGGAUGGGAUAGCUUUGCAACACGUAUCAGAGAAACGUCCAUGUAUCGAAGCCUGUAUUCGUUAUCUUCUCGGCAAGAAUUCACAUGAAGAUGGAUUAGAUCGAUACGGAAGAGAUGACUCAGACGAAGAGAGUUUGAUGAACUCUUCGAGAAGAGCAUCAUACGAUAAAAACUAUAUAUUUCUUGGUGAUAAAGAUGAUCAUAAUGUGCCAUUCCCUAUUUUGUGUGGGGCAAAAUUUUCAGGAAACGGUCAACUUGUAUGUUUUUUCUCUUGCUUACGUGCACCUGAUGUCAAUACUGCGACAACACCAACUACACCAGUUAAAUCAACUCCCACCACUCCCAUCCGUGUGUUGCCAGCAUAUACUUACACCCAUCCGCGUUCCUAUGAAUCAUUUGAACAGUACCGUGCAAUCUCGAGACUGCCACGACAGAUUGACUCUUCAUUUGACAAUCAAGAUGACGAUAUUGAUAUGAUAACACCUUUGUUAUAUUUUAGGCCAAAAAGAGGCCUACGUGAGAGUGUAACAGACCCGUCAAAUCUUUUUCAACCGACCAAACUAGAUCGAACUGGAUUCAUAAUCUAUGUUCACGAUUUAUCUGAAUGGAUGCCAAUUAGCCAAAAAUUGGCAAUGGAAUAUACCUUGUAUGGGGAUGAUCCAGUAGAUAUAUGUAAGCAUAAUGCUAAAGUUGCCGCAAAGAAUAAACAUCUAUUUGUGGACGAUGGACUACCGACUUUAGUUGGCAGAGUGAAAUGGGGAAUGCAUCCAUGGGGCGCAAGUCUUGUUCGGGAAUUGUAUGGUGAUGUUCAAACAUUGGCAUUACUAUCUUGUGUCUUACAAGAACCUUUCCCUUAUGAUCGUAAAUUUAAAUGGAUUACUGAUUACACUAAACCUAUGACGACACCCGAUUCAUUGAGUGGUGCGACUUCAGUUGGCACAGAUUACUUUAAUUAUUAUAUUCGACAUCCGGAAAAACAUGUUCAAAAUCAAUUCUUGCUUUCUACAUCAUAUUUUGAUGUCUACAAAGAACCGUUACCAUUUUCGCUUAAUUAUCACCAAUAUCAAUCGCCGGACAAUUGUGGUCUUUCCGUAAAUUCACCUACGCCGCCUACCCCCAAUAUGUGGCGUGAAGAUUCGUUACCUAUACCUGGAUCAAUUGCGAUGCCAGUUCCAUUUAAUUCUUUUCAUCAAUUCAAUUAUCAUCAUCAGCAGCAACAGUUUCAUCGGAAAUCGACUUUUGGCGUAUCUUAUCGUGAUGUGAGUUUCCUUCCGUCAAGUGGAAGUACAAACGCCUCACCCCCGCGCACACCACAAAGAUCUAAUCUUGUCAGUAGUGGAAUGUUUUCCAAUAAAUUGGAUCAUGUCGGAUGGGUUGAUUUGGAACAAAAGAAGUCUAGCGAACUUGGCAUAACAAUGAUGAAUGUUAACGAUUUUGACGAUGAAAGAAGGCCGUUGCAUGUACCUUUACUAGAUUCCGAUCGAAAAUCUAUGGCAACAUACGAUCAAUAUAGACUCGCUUAUGCAGAGUUACUAUAUCACUGGGGUUUAAUGGAAGCUCGUGCUGAACUUCUCAAAUUUAUGAAUUUUGUGAAAAUUGAAGAACAGAGGAAAGCAUUGGGUUUAACAAAUUUUUGUGCAUUAUGUUCUCACGGUGGUCAUACCAACCACCUUCUUGAAUGGUUUUCGGCAGGGAAUAAAGACUGUCCCACUGGAUGUGGCUGCUUGUGUUUGUUGGAAAUGGGCGGAUUUGGGACUGACAACGACGCAAAUUAG
Messenger RNA from Ambispora leptoticha, 4983 nucleotides. The record is from the annotation of a GenBank genome assembly. Lineage: Eukaryota; Fungi; Glomeromycota; Glomeromycetes; Archaeosporales; Ambisporaceae.